Chaetomium globosum CBS 148.51 is the source of this 6963-nucleotide messenger RNA. RefSeq lists its product as uncharacterized. The record is from RefSeq and is a predicted model, not a curated record. Gene Ontology annotation, molecular function: cytoskeletal motor activity; ATP binding; actin filament binding. The transcript is spliced from 5 exons. The coding region runs from base 1 to 6963 and encodes 2320 amino acids. Gene Ontology annotation, cellular component: myosin complex. NCBI's taxonomy places the organism in Eukaryota, Fungi, Ascomycota, Sordariomycetes, Sordariales, Chaetomiaceae.
AUGUCGAACUUUGCGGCAGCAACAUUGGCGCCGCCAGCGCCUCUUCGAAUUAACCAUGCCCGCGGUCCCUCUCGAGAGGGGACGCCCAGUUCGAGCACCUUCGCGCCGUCGUACCUCAAAACCGAAGACAUGCGGAAGCCCACCGACGUUGUCAAGGGGAUUGAGGGUGAGAACGACUUUUCAGGCAGAAAGUAUGUCUGGCUUAAGGACCCGCAGACGGCAUUCGUCAAGGGCUGGGUGGUGGAGGAGCUGGGUGGAAACAAACUUUUGGUUCAGUGUGAUGAUGGGAGUCAACGGGAGGUAGAUGCUGAGAGCGUUGACAAAGUAAACCCAGCCAAGUUCGACAAAGCAAACGACAUGGCGGAGCUCACACACCUAAACGAGGCCUCGGUCGUCCACAACCUCCAAACACGAUACAUGUCGGACCUAAUCUACACCUAUUCCGGACUGUUCCUGGUGACGGUCAACCCCUACACCCCUAUUCCGAUAUACACCAAUGAAUACGUCAACAUGUACAAGGGCAGGAACAGGGAGGACAACAAACCCCACAUCUUCGCCGUGGCUGACGAGGCCUUCCGAAAUAUGGCGGAUGAGAACGAGAAUCAGAGCAUUUUGGUGACCGGAGAAUCCGGUGCUGGAAAGACUGAGAACACCAAGAAGGUGAUCCAGUACCUCGCUGCCGUCGCUCAGUCCCAGUCACCGGCGAAGACUAGAGGCAAACAACAGCACUCCAAUCUCUCCGCCCAGAUCUUGAGGGCCAACCCGAUUCUGGAGGCCUUUGGCAACGCCCAAACUGUGCGCAACAAUAACUCUUCUAGAUUUGGCAAGUUCAUCAGAAUCGAAUUCAAUCGCGAUGGAUCGAUUGCCGGCGCCUUCAUUGACUGGUAUCUUUUUGAGAAAUCUCGCGUCGUGCGAAUCAACGCGCAGGAGCGCAACUAUCACAUUUUCUACCAACUUCUCAGGGGAGCAGAUCGGAGGCUGAAACAAGACUUCCUGCUUGAUGGGUUGGAUGUCCAAGACUUCGCGUACACUCGCGACGGGCAAGAGAUUAUCACAGGGGUGUCUGACCAGGACGAGUGGAGCUCGUUAAUGGAAGCCUUUAUGGUGAUGGGUUUCUCGGAUGAAGAGCAGGCCUGCAUUCUACGCACCAUUGCCGCUGUUCUUCACCUCGGAAACAUUUCUGUUGUCAAGGAGAGCAGGUCGGCAGAUCAGGCUCGCCUUGCUCCCGAUGCCAAGGAGGUCGCCGCGAAAGUCUGCAAGCUGCUCGGUGUACCCCUCGAGCCCUUCCUCCGUGCAUUGCUGCAUCCCAAAGUGAAAGCAGGGAGGGAGUGGGUUGAAAAGGUACAGACACCAGAACAAGUCCGCUUUAGCAUCGACGCUCUUGCGAAAGGCAUCUACGAGCGGGGCUUUGGCGACCUCGUGACCAGGAUCAACCGACAACUUGAUCGUGCUGGCAUGGGCCUUGAUGACACCCGUUUUAUUGGUGUAUUGGAUAUUGCCGGUUUUGAGAUUUUCGAGAAGAACAGCUUUGAGCAGCUGUGCAUCAACUACACCAACGAGAAGCUGCAACAGUUUUUCAACCAUCACAUGUUCGUCCUGGAGCAAGAAGAGUAUGCCAGGGAACAAAUCGAGUGGAAGUUCAUCGACUUUGGCAAGGACCUGCAGCCUACCAUUGACCUGAUCGAAGUUUCCAACCCCAUUGGCAUCUUUUCAUGUCUCGAUGAAGACUGUGUCAUGCCCAAGGCCACCGACAAGACCUUUUCUGAGAAGCUAAACUCCUUGUGGGAUAAGAAGUCACAAAAGUAUCGGCCUUCUCGGUUAGGUCAAGGUUUCAUUCUCACGCAUUAUGCCGCCGAGGUCGAAUACUCUACCGACGGCUGGCUUGACAAGAACAAGGACCCCUUGAAUGACAACCUUACUCGCUUGCUCGCCGCAUCGACCGAUAAGCACGUUGCCAAUCUUUUUGUCGAUUGUGCUGACCAGGACGAUGAGACCGGAGGUAUGCGUAGCAGGGUCAAAAAAGGGCUUUUCCGCACGGUUGCCCAAAGACACAAGGAGCAACUGUCAAGUCUCAUGGCCCAACUACAUCUCACGCACCCUCACUUCGUCCGAUGUAUCCUUCCCAACCACGUUAAGCGAGCAAAACAAUUCAACGGUCCCCUCGUCCUCGAUCAGCUGCGGUGCAACGGUGUACUCGAGGGCAUCCGUAUUGCCCGAACAGGCUUCCCCAACAGGCUAUCGUUCGCCGAAUUCCGGCAGCGUCUCGACAAAUCUUUGUACCGGAUUGGUCUCACCAAGGUGUUUUUCCGCGCUGGUGUCUUAGCCGAGCUCGAAGAACAACGUGAUGCCCUGAUCACGGAGAUCAUGUCAAAGUUCCAAUCCGUUGCCCGAGGCUAUAUGCAGCGGCGGAUUGCCUUCAAGCGUCUCUAUCGAGCGGAAGCCACGAGGGUCAUUCAACGGAACUUCCAGGUUUACAUCGACCUCUGUGACAACCCUUGGUGGCAACUCCUUGUGCGGAUGAAGCCUCUCUUGGGCGCGACAAGGACCGCAGCCGAGGUCAAGAAGAGAGACGAAAUGAUCCGGCAGCUGAAUGAGCAGAUGCUCCUGGAACACGAUAAUCGACAGAAACUCGAAGACGAACGUCGGAACGUCCAUGCCGAGAUGCUUCGGAUCCAGCAAACACUCGAGAGCGAACGUGCCCUAGCACUGGACAAGGAAGAGAUCUUUAAACGGCUGCAACUCCGCGAGGUAGAACUGGAAGAUAAGCUGGCCGGCGCCCUGGAGGACCAAGAAAAGCUUGAGGACCAGUUGGAUAGUCUUCUUGAGGCCAAGAAACGUGCCGAGGACGACGUGGAACGGUAUCGCGCCCAGCUUGAGCAAGCAGCCGGCAUCAUCGCAAGGUUGGAGCAAGAGAAAUCCGAACUCGCUGGGCGUGUUGAGGACCUUGAGCGCGCCAUCGAGGACAUCACCAAGGCCCAGGCUGAACGCAGCGAACAAGAGGCGGCACUGGAAGGAGAGAUCAAGAUGCUGCAAAGCCAGCUACAGCUCAAAGACCGCAAGGCUCGCGACUUGGAAGACAAGCUGCUCAAAAUUGACCAAGAUCUCGAAGUCAAGUUGAUGACCGCCCAAAAGGAACUCCAGUCCUCCAAGACCAAAAACUCACAACUGAUUGCCGAAAAUCGCGAGGUCCAGCAGCAGCUGACUCAGUUGUCGAAGACUUCAACCGACUACGAGGACCUAGUGAGAAAGAAGGAAAGCGAGCUGGCUUUGCUCCGCUCUGAUAAUAGGAAGUUUGAGACGGAGAGGCGCAACUUCGAGGACCAGAUGAAGAACCUCAGCGCAGAAAGAGAAAAAGCUGCUGAGCGGCUUCAUGAGGUUCAAGCCCAGCUAACUGCUCUGAAGUCCCAGCAAUCCCAAAUCGAGCGGGAGGCCGAGGAUGCAAAGAGACUCCUGGAGGCUAGACUCUCGGAAGAUGCUCAGGCCGACGAGAAUCGGCAAAUUCUCGAGGCUCAGAUCAAGGAUCUCAAAGAAGAACUGUACAACACACAGAUGGAAUUCAGCAGGGAGCGCCAGUCGCGGGAUGAUGUCCAGCUGCUCGGCGAACACAAGUACCAAAGCUUGAAGGAUGAGUACGACCAUCUCAACGAGUCAAAAAUCACCAUCGAAAAGGAGCUCUACGCCCAACAAGAUACUCUCCGUCGAACAAUGGAAGCUCGAACUACCGCAGAGGAGGAACGGGAUGAGGCUCGCGAAGAAAUCCGGCGGCUCCGUGUUGCCAAAACUCAAGCCGAGGAAGCUCGCCGCGAAGCUGAGAUCAUCGGAGAGCGAGCCGCCUUCAAGGUCGCACGGGAACGCGAGGAAAGUCUUCACAAGGAUCUUGAGGCCGCUCAUGAGCGGCUCAAAUGGUUUGACGCCGAGUGUGCCAACCUCAACCGCCAAAUUGAAGAUUUGAACAAGUUGAUCCUUGAGUCUGGCGAAUUCGGGCUGAAGAACGACCAGGCAAAAGAGCGGAUGGAGCGCGAGCUUCAUACCGUGAAGAGUCGGCUCGCUGCCUCCGAAAACGAUAACCGUGCGCUUCUCAACAAAUUACAACAAAAAGGUCUCGAAAUUGCCCGGUCAUCGUCGCGCGCGAGCGAGGCCUCUCGUGGGCAGGUUCUUUCUCUCCAGCGUGAGAAGGCGAGGUUAGAGGAGCAGAACGCGAAACUUAACAAACAGCUCGGCGAUUCUCACGUCACCAUCGCCUCACUAGAAAAGCGGUUGGAGAAGCUGCAACUGAGCCUGGAGGAUCUCAACCACGAAGUCGCGAGGGAGGUGCAGAGCAGCCGCAAUGCUGAGAAGGCUUCGUCUAAUUUCACGGUUCAGCUGGCUGAGGCCAACCGCACAAUCGAGUCAGAGAAGCAGCUUCGAACACAGGCGCAAGGCACCGUGCGCACGAUGCAGAUCGCGUUGGAUGCUCGGGACGCAGAGCUUGCAGAGCUGCGGACUCAGUUGCUUAACGCACUCAGAACGGUUGAUCCCCAGUCAGUUCCUGUUGUCCAGGCAGACGAUAGCCCUGAUAAGUUCAUCAGUAAGAACUUUGACUUGGUCCGAAAAAUCGAAGACCUGCAGCAGGACUUGCGCGUCCAGACGGCCGCCCGUGUCAACGCUGAGGAGCAACUGGCGGAUCUGAGGGCGGCGAGGAACGAGUCUCCCACCAGACGCGGCCUUGGCGACGUCAACAUCGACGAGGGUGCCUUCAACAUGUCACCGACGCAGACGCGGUCCAAGCCUAACGGGCGGCAUUACUCGAAUACAUCAACACCACCACGUCGGUUCGCAAUUCCCGACACCGACCACCUUGAUUCGGUUCGUUCGGACAAGACGGCUGAUAUUCUGAGCUUCAACAAUCGCAUGGAUCUCAAAGCCGAUGUCGAGGAACUGCAGAAUCAGCUGCAGCUUGCGCAGAUGCAGAACCGACACCUCCAAAACCAACUGGACCGCGUGGAGCCAUCUUCAGGAAUCCAAGCCGACGAGAGCGGCCGGAUGCGGAAACUGGAGCAAGCGAACGGCCGCCUGCAUGACAUGCUGGACCAAUCUUCGAAGCAGGUGUCUGCUUUGGAAAAAGCCCUCCACACUGGUGAACUCUCACUUCGAGACAUCCAGACCAAAUCUCAUGAAGAGAUCCUUGACCUGCUGCAUAGUCAAGAAGAUUCCCGCCGAGCGAUUCUGCAUAGCCAUAACGAUGCCAUUGCGGAGUUGACCGACAUGAAGGGGCACGUGGAGAGGUUGAGGCAUGACCGAGCGAAGCUCGAGGUGGAUUUCCGCGAUACAAGGUCGGACCUUCAGGAGGUCUCACUUGCCAGAGAUCAAGAGGCCGCUAGUCGGGUUCAACUGCUGCAGGAGUUUGCUGACCUCCAAAUCCGCAUGGACGCCGAGACUUCCAAGCUGACUGAUGUGACUGCGAGUCUGAACCUUUACAAGAGCCGUGCGGACGAGUACUUCAACAAGCUGGAACAGGCCGAAAUUGCCGUGCUUAAGGCAAACCGCGCAGAGCAAUUUGCCAAGGCGCAGGCCAGGGAGGCUGAAGACAGCUGCGCAGAGAUGAUGGCAGAGAGAAACCGCCUGGAUACCACCAUUGAAGAUCUCCAACUCCAGACUCAGAGACUCGAAGAGAAGAUUGAGGACAUGUCGACAGACUUGGAGUCGGCUACGCAGGCGAAGAAGAGGCUGCAACACGAGCUCGAGGAUUACCGCAACCAGCGAGCCAACGACGUCGAGGACAAGGAAUCGAGCAUGGAGCAGCUGCGCAAGAAGUACCAGGCCGAGUUUGCGACCCUCACAAAAGAGCUGGAUCUUGCACGCGAAGAGAAGCUCUUCAAACAGGCCGAGAUCGCAAGAUUGCGCGAGGAGCUCGAUGACCUCCGGUCCAAGUGGGAUGAUGAGGUGCUCAAUAGCUCAACGUGGUCCAAGGAGAAGGCCCGCUUACAAACCACACUCUCGGAUGUGGUAGCUUCUCGGGACGAGGCGGUCACCGCUCAUAACGAGGCCCAGGGCAAGAUCGUAUCCCUCUUGUCACAGGUCCGCUCCCUUCGGUCGUCGGUGGAUGAGAUCACCGCCGAACGCGACGGCCUGCUUCGCGAAAAGCGGAGUAUCGAGGCUAGGUUGGAGGAGGCCAAGGCUGGUCUCGAGGAGCUUGCCAAGAGCGAGAGCCCCUCGCUUCGUAACGCCGCCAACAGCGACAAGGAGAUCCUCGAGCUCAAGGCCGGCCUCGCACAGCAAGAGGAUAUCGCCGCCGCAGCAGUGGAGAAGAUGCGUCGCGCUGAAUCGUUGGUGUCGGAGAUCCAAAAGGACAUCGUCGGCGAGAGAGAGGCCAGCGCCGAGCUACAAAAGCAGAAGGCGGCCUUGGAGAAAUCGCUUAACGAGGUGCAACUCAAGCUUAUCGACCUCGAGACUAAGGGUUACUCGACGGCGAGCCAUGAUAUCAAGUUCCUGCAUAAGCGCAUCCAAGAGCUCGAGUCCCAGCUCGAAGACCAUGAAAACGAACGUAGCAAGUCCCAGCGCUCGGUGCGCAACGUCGACCGCACCGUCAAGGACCUGCAGUCGCAGAUCGAGCGCAAGGACAAGCAAAACGGGCAACUCAACGAGGACAUGGGCCGCAUGCGCGACAAGAUGGACAAGCUUCUCAAGACCAUCGAGGAGCUGCAAGCAUCGGAGAGCAACAACGAGCUGGCGGCCCGGCGAGCGGAGCGGGAGCUGCGCGAGGAGAAGGAGAGGGCGCUCAAGCUGGAGCGUGAAAUUGAGGGGUGGAAGAUGAGGAUGGAGAAGGGGGUCACUGGGGGUUCUGGGAUGAGCGCCGCGGGGAGUGUGUUUGGCGGGAGCAUGCGCAGCAGGCAUGUUGGUUGGGCCACGGAGGAGCCGGUCAAGGUCCCUCAACGGAAGAGCAGCAUUAGUAGGGUGCCUUCCAUGACGAAGGGGUUCUUGUAA